CACUUGCUCACACACAAACACUCGAUUCCAGCAUCUCAUCCAAAUUAGAACACAUAUGGUCACAAUCCAAAGAAACAUCAAUCAUCAUCCAUGACCCCCCCUUCAACAUCUCAUCCACCCAAUUCACAAAACCCUUCAAUCUCCCCCAAAUCUUGAACCUUUUCACCCAACAAUGGAGGGCACCUUCCUCCCAAACAGACCAGCUCUCCCUCUACAACUAACCAAACCCACACAAUCAAACCCACAACAAAGACAUGGGUUCAACCCCACAACUCUCCCGCCACAACCACCAUCACCAAAAUCUUUCGCCAUUGACCCACUGUUGCAACACCUCAUCCACCUCUCAUCUCCGCCGCCUCCCGCCACCACCCACAAUCAGAAGCCUAUCCAAUCUGUGAAAACAAGCAAUACCCAUGUGCUAAAAACAAGUAAUUUGUCAAGAAAACAUGGAUUCAAGAAUACCCAUUUCAAGAAAAGUUGUACAAGUUCAGUUCUUACCCUUGAAGAUCCAAAGAUUGAAUCUUUGGAUGUUGAUGAUGUUGAAAAUGUUGAAAAGUCUCUUGCUUUUCUUUCAAAAGAGGGUAAGUUUGUGUUGGAUUGUAUUUUGGAACAGUCUUUAUCUGGUUUGAAUGUGUUUUUGUAUUCUGUUAAGUUUAAGCUGGUUGAGGUUGAUUUGGUUAGUGUGAUUAAGGGUUUGGAUCUUUUAGGCAAUUGGGAAAAAGCCCUUUGUUUGUUUGAAUGGAUGGUUGAGUGUUCAAAGAGUGGUCAAAGUAGUCAAAGUGGUCAAAGUUUGAAUCUUGAUAAUCAAGUUGUUGAAUUGAUGGUGAAGAUAUUGGGUAGGGAGUCACAACAUAGAACGAUUUCGAACUUGUUUGAUGAGUUUGAUGUCUUUGAUGUUGUGGAUUGUUCGCUUGAUGUUCGGGCUCUCACUACGAUACUCCAUGCGCAUUCGUGUAGCCGGAAGUACCAUAAGGCGAUUCAUAUGUUUAAGCGGAUGAAGGAACACGGACUUUCGCCGAAUUUGGUUACGUACAAUGUGAUGUUGGAUGUUUACGGGAAAAUGGGUCGUUCGUGGGAUAAAAUAUUGGAUCUUUUAGUUGAAAUGAAAGCCGAAGGGCUUGAAUUCGAUGAGUUCACGUGUAGUACGGUGAUAUCCGCAUGUGGUAGAGAAGGAUUGUUAGAAGAAGCGAAGAGCUUUUUCGCAAAUUUAAAAGCGCAAAACUAUAAACCGGGAACCGUUACUUACAAUUCUUUACUCCAAGUGUUUGGGAAAGUGGGUAUGUACUUAGAAGCGUUAAAUAUCGUAAAAGAAAUGGAGGAAAACAAUUGCCCGUUGGAUUUAGUUACUUAUAACGAGCUUGUAGCCGCUUAUGUGCGAGCGGGAUUCAAUGAAGAAGGGGCUAAUGUGAUAGACACAAUGAUCCAAAAGGGCGUGAAACCAAAUGCAAUCACGUACACAACGGUUAUAGAUGCGUAUGGGAAAUGUGGAAAUGCAGAAAAGGCGUUGAAAUUGUUUAAUCUAAUGAAGAAAUCCGGUUGUGUACCUAAUGUUUGUACGUAUAACUCGAUUCUUGGAAUGUUAGGUAGAAGAUCAAGGUCCGAUGAGAUGAUGGAGAUUCUUCUCGAUAUGAAAACGAAUCGCGUUUCACCUAACCGUGUCACGUGGAACACGAUGCUUGCUAUGUGCGGUAAUAAGGGUAUGCAUCUUCACGUAAAUUGGGUUUUACGAGAGAUGAAAAGCUGCGGUUUUGAGCCGGAUAGAGACACUUUCAAUACGUUAAUAAGCGCGUACGGGAGAUGUGGGUUGGAAGUCGAUGCUAACGAAGUUUAUCAAGAAAUGAUAAAAGUCGGUUUUAAUCCGUGUGUUACAACUUACAACGCGCUUUUGAAUGCUUUGGCUCGUAAAGGAGAUUGGAAAGCAGCCGAAUCGGUUAUUCUAGACAUGAAAAGUAAAGGGUUUAAGCCGAGUGAAACAUCGUAUUCGUUGAUGCUUAACUGUUACUCAAAAGGGCAAAAUCUAAAAGGGUUAGAUUUAAUGGCAAAAGAAAUAUACGAAGGUCGAAUCUUUCCAAGUUGGAUGCUUCUUAGAACGCUAAUUCUCGCAAAUUUUAAGUGUCGAUCGCUUACGGGGAUGGAAAAAGCGUUUCACGAACUAUCAAAACACGGGUAUAAACCCGAUCUCGUUAUAUUCAACUCUAUGCUCUCGAUUUACGCACGAAACAGGAUUUACGACGAGGCCCGCAAGAUGCUAAAUUUAAUCUACAACAGCGGGUUGCAGCCGGAUCUUGUCACGUUCAACACGUUAAUGGAUAUGUAUGCAAGAACGGGCGAGUGUUGGGAAGCUGAAGAAAUCCUUAAAAACAUACAGAAGUUAGGUAGACAACCGGAUCUUGUGUCGUAUAAUACCGUUAUUAAAGGGUUUUGUAGACAGGGUUUGAUGGAGGAAGCUAGAAGGGUACUUUCGGAAAUGACAAAUAACGGGAUUCGGCCGUGUAUUGUUACUUACAACACGUUUGUUGCGGGGUUUGCGGCUCAGGGGUUGUUUUCGGAAGUUAAUGAUGUGAUUAGUUACAUGAUUGAGCAUAGCUGCAAGCCGAAUAUGUUGACUUAUAAGACGAUUGUGGACGGUUAUUGUAGAGCUAAGAAGUAUCAGGAAGCGUUAGAGUUUGUGGGGAAUAUUAGAAAAACCGAUAGUUCUUUUGAUGAGCAGAAUCUGCGAACGCUUGCUUCUCACGCUCGGUCAAGCGUUGUUUUGUGACCAACGUAAAAUAAACCGAUAGAUCUUUUGUUGUUCGUGCGCCCGUUGCUGAUGUCACCCUUGGAAUGAAGGGCUUAUGUUGUGUUUAUUCAAGAUAGCAGAUGCUGAAGUGCUGAACCUCAUUGAAGGAAAAAAGGCUUCAAGAAAUAUAAGAGGAUGAAGGGUGCUAUGUUUCCGGUUCAUUUUUUUUUGUAUAGUUAUCGGUCGAUAGGCAAUUUCCAUUUUUAGAUCGAAAUAUUCAUGUAAAUUUUUGUAAUUUAUGUGUUCUUGAUGAGAACCACCAAGGUUUAUGUACACUUUAAAUGGGAGAUUUGUUGUUGGGAUGGAUCACUUGUGAAUUGUGAUACAAGAACAAUAAUAAUGUUAUAUACUUUAAGUUAUGCAAUGAAAGCUAUAUUUUAUUUCACA
Helianthus annuus (common sunflower) is the source of this 3166-nucleotide messenger RNA. RefSeq names its product pentatricopeptide repeat-containing protein At2g18940, chloroplastic. The transcript has 2 exons. Gene Ontology annotation, molecular function: protein binding. The record is from RefSeq and is a predicted model, not a curated record. NCBI's taxonomy places the organism in Eukaryota, Viridiplantae, Streptophyta, Magnoliopsida, Asterales, Asteraceae. The coding region runs from base 173 to 2758 and encodes 861 amino acids.